This is a messenger RNA of Pteropus alecto (black flying fox), 1616 nucleotides long. It is a transcript of the gene ATAT1, whose product is annotated as alpha tubulin acetyltransferase 1. Gene Ontology annotation, cellular component: microtubule. Gene Ontology annotation, molecular function: tubulin N-acetyltransferase activity. The transcript has 13 exons. Lineage: Eukaryota; Metazoa; Chordata; Mammalia; Chiroptera; Pteropodidae. The record is from RefSeq and is a predicted model, not a curated record. Gene Ontology annotation, biological process: alpha-tubulin acetylation. Bases 210 to 1442 code for a protein of 410 amino acids.
UCUCAAACCUGCCCCAAGGCCCUUCUCUUUCGGUUCCUUUAGAAACCUGGUCCAGGCACCACGCCCCCUUCUCUGAUUAGUGAUUGCUGCUUUUGAUGUCCUGGCUCGCCCUGUUGGUGACCUUUGACCCUUGACUUAAUGGGGUUGAUACCGUCUUGGAUCUCUGACUUUUUUCACCCAUUUGCCAAAUAUGUGGUCCAAACCAAAAGAUGUGGUUGAUCCGCCCUUCCUGCUUCCCCACAAUAACCUUGAGGGAGGAGGGAGUAUACCACAUUGAAAGGAGUGUUGAUCUGCAGCAGCAAAUUAUGACCAUUGUAGAUGAACUGGGCAAGGCUUCUGCCAAGGCCCAGCAUCUUCCUGCACCCAUCACCAGUGCAUCAAGGAUGCAGAGUAACCGCCAUGUUAUGUAUGUGCUCAAAGACACUUCAGCUCGACCGGCUGGAAAAGGAGCCAUUAUUGGCUUCCUCAAAGUUGGAUACAAGAAACUCUUUGUACUGGAUGAUCGCGAGGCUCACAAUGAAGUAGAACCACUUUGCAUCCUGGACUUUUACAUCCAUGAGUCACUGCAGCGUCAUGGCCACGGGCAAGAACUCUUCCAAUAUAUGUUGCAGAAGGAGCGAGUUGAACCACACCAACUGGCCAUUGACCGACCCUCACAGAAGCUGCUGAAGUUCCUAAAUAAACACUACAACCUGGAGACCACAGUCCCACAGGUGAACAACUUUGUGAUCUUUGAAGGCUUCUUUGCCCAUCAACAUCGGCCCCCUGCUCCCUCCCUGAGGGCAACUCGACACUCUCGUGCUGCUGUGAUCGAUCCUGCGCCCUCUGCCCCAGUGAGGAAGCUGCCACCCAAGAGAGCAGAGGGAGACAUUAAGCCAUACUCUUCUAGUGACCGAGAAUUUCUGAAGGUAGCUAUGGAGCCUCCUUGGCCCCUAAACAGGGCCCCUCGUCGAGCUACACCUCCAGUCCACCCACCCCCCCGCUCCAGCAGCCUGGGAAACUCACCGGAACGGGGUCCUCUCCGCCCCUUCGUGCCAGAGCAGGAGCUGCUGCGUUCCCUGCGUCUCUGCCCUCCACACUCUACUGCCCGCCUGCUGCUGGCUACCGACCCUGGGGGCAGCCCAACCCAGCGUCGCCGUACCAGGGGGACUCCCCCAGGACUGGUAGCCCAAAGCUGCUGCUACAGCCGCCAUGGGGGGUUGAAUUCCUCAUCCCCCAAUACAGGCAACCAAGAAUGGAAGCAGGGGGAACAGGAAACAGAGAAUAGGUCUGCCAGUGAGCAGCAGGUCUUGUCACAGGAUGGGUAUGGGGAGGAACCCAUACAUACAGUUCCUCCACAGGCCCAAGCCCCACCAACCCAGUACUGGACAAUGGUUGGGGACACAUUCAACGCCAGGUUCAUUCGAAACUUGCAGGAACGUCGCAGCACCAGGCCAUGGUGACCGUAGCUCCCUGUCUCACCCUCAAAGUAUUAUUUCUCACUACAGGAGAUGACUAAAGCCUGCCCUCUUAAUAGAUAUAUUCAUUCAUUCAUUCAUUGAACAGGCUUAUCAGUGCCAAAUCAUUUGUACCUUAUUUUUAAACAGAACAAUAAAGUAUUUAUUUUUAUCAAGAGA